AUGGCCUACACUCUGUACGACGCCACCGUCCCCCUCCUCCUCGCGGGUCUCAACUCUCUCCUCAACAUUGUCGCCAAGGCCGAGGAGUACGCCGCGGAAAAGUCUAUUGACGCCAAGGAGAUCCUCGACUGGAAGCUGGCGGACGACAUGCUCCCCUUCACCUUCCAGUAUUUUGUCGCUAGCGACUGCGCCAUCAAGAUCAUCGCCCGCGUCCAAGGCACCGAGCCCGAGGCCCUGGGCAGGGAGUUUGCCAGCCUCGGCGAACUGCGCCAGCGCGUCGAGCACGCCAUCACCGUCGUCAAGGCCGCCGACCCCAAGACGUUCGAGGCCCGCACCGAUGCCCUCGUACCCCUCGGCCUCGGCUACGGCAAGGGCGAGGUGCAGAUCAAGGCCCGCGACUACCUCGUGGCCUACGGCAUGCCCAACUUCUUCUUCCACGUCUCGACGGCCUACGAUAUCCUGCGCUCCAAGGGCGUUCAGCUCGGCAAGAGCGAUUACAUCACCCCCUUUAUGGCUCCGUUCGUGCAGCAACAGUAA
This is a messenger RNA of Colletotrichum orchidophilum, 537 nucleotides long. RefSeq lists its product as uncharacterized. The transcript has a single exon. The coding region runs from base 1 to 537 and encodes 178 amino acids. NCBI's taxonomy places the organism in Eukaryota, Fungi, Ascomycota, Sordariomycetes, Glomerellales, Glomerellaceae. The record is from RefSeq and is a predicted model, not a curated record.